Messenger RNA from Trichomycterus rosablanca, 3492 nucleotides. RefSeq names its product ADNP homeobox 2a (gene adnp2a). Gene Ontology annotation, cellular component: nucleus. The transcript is spliced from 4 exons. The coding region runs from base 150 to 2723 and encodes 857 amino acids. Lineage: Eukaryota; Metazoa; Chordata; Actinopteri; Siluriformes; Trichomycteridae. Gene Ontology annotation, molecular function: DNA binding. Gene Ontology annotation, biological process: regulation of gene expression. The record is from RefSeq and is a predicted model, not a curated record.
ACCGCUGCGAGCUGAAGGUGAAUGUCAUUAACAGUGCACUUUUGCUCGUCUCGUAUUGCGCGCCUCUCAGUGACGCCGGAAGAAAACAGACGCAGCUGAAAAGCAUCAAACUCGACCGCCUUCCUCCUGAAGGGACUCAAGGACCAAAAAUGUAUCAAGUACCAGUGAAAGAUGUAGGAAAAAUCAGAAGAUCACGGAAGAAAGUAAAGAACAUUCUACGUGACAUUGCAUUGCUGGAUUGUCAGGAACUGAUAAAGGAUUACAAACCUUUUGAUGCUGGUGAGGGAAGUUUUAACAAUACAGAAUGGUCAGACUUCACAGAUGGUCACCUUGGCAAACAAAGAAAAAAGUGGAAAUACCGGACCGAGGCACUGUGCUGCAGCCUGUGCAAAUUUUCCACACGGUCGUUUUAUGCCUUCAGAAAUCACGUGCAGCGGUGCCACGAGGAGGAGAGAGACAUUGCAUCACUUUCCAAUUGCCCCAAAUGCACUUUUAUAGGGCACCCAAAAAUCACAGGGCUCCAUAUCAAGUAUUUUCACACCACGCCUGGAAGACCAGCACCCACAGUCACCCAGCCUGUGAUUGUACCUGCAAAGACCCUUCCAGCCACAGCUUCUGUUGUCUCUGCUGAUGAUAGGUAUUCAUGUGUGAACUGUGGUUACAGUGACUCUCUAAUGUACGUGAUGAAGAAACAUGUUUUGGUAAACCAUCACGCUACGAUGUUGAACCGGUACUUUGGACUGGGUUUGGAAAAGGCAGAUGGUGUGCCGAAGUCCAAGUAUUACUGCAAAGAGUGUAAAUUGCCUGCUGAGACCAUAGAACAUCUACUAUAUCACAUAUUGAGUUCAGACAAGCAUAAGGAGCUGCAUUGGCAAGUUAUGCCAUUUAUUAGAGAAAGACAUGUCUCCGGUCAAAAUCAGGGUGGUAAAAACGUGAGCGUGGUUGGACGGCCCAACGUGAUUCAACAGACUAAACAAGCGAGAGGAAGUGCAGUGCCUAAUUCGAAUGGUAAUAUGUUUCUACCGGGGGCGAACAACGCAGCAGCUCUUCUGUGCUCUGCUGAAAGCAGGCAGAUCUUCCUCUCCUCUCAGACUCCAGCUUUACUUUCUGCCCAGCAGCAAAAUUUGGCUACUUUGCCAACCUCCCAGGUUGUAAAGUCAUUAAAUAUGGUGGUUCCUGGUAUCUCGCAGAACGUUGGAAAACGGGUUCCCAUGGCCAUGACAGUGCCCAGACUUUCCCAAGCUCAAUCGCAUCAGCAGGUGCUCUUUCAACCGGGACUUCAGGUCACUGUCCCUGGUAAAGCUGCCAUUCGUCCAUCCAUACUUAUGACGCACAGAUUACAGGUAAACCAGCCUGUUCCACGACCGCCAAUCGUGGCCUCUCCCUCUGUUCGUCUCGUUCCUACAGGCAACAAAGUCAACGGUGUUCCAACAUACACUCUGGCUCCUGUUCAAAUGACCACCGUACCUGUCCAGUCCAAGACUGGUCAAGUAGUCAAUAGUACACCACAGAAUGAAGCUCAAGUUGGCAGGUCUUCAGUACCCACUUUAUUAGUACCUGCAAAGCCGGGACCUUCAUCAAGAAACCGGGUGUCGAUAAAAAGUAAUCGACCAAACAAAUUGGCUGUCUUUGCUCCAUUUCUGAAAAGGCAGAAUGAUGAUACUGUUAAAUGCCUGAGGUGCAAGGUUGUGUUAACUGAACAGUGGAUCUUUCAGCAUUUACUGCAUGGCUUGAGGUGUCUGUUCUGUCCCUUGAUGUUUUACUCCUUUAAGCAGAUCAUGGAGCACUCAAACAAAGAACACAGCUUAAAAGUCAAGGAAAACCAAAGCUUCAUCAAAAAAGAGUUUGAUCUCAACUGCGACAGUGAGGGCAGUCUGGAUUUUUCCACUUUUAGUUUAAACACAAAUGUGCCAAAAGACUUACUAGAUAACCAAGAACUUAACCUCGUGCUGGUGACCAGUGCUCAAGAAAAGAUAUACAUUAAGAUGUAUCCAGACUCUGCAAAAGCAGUAUACCCACCUUCACAAAAAUCCAUACCUACCGACUGUCCAGUUUGCCACCUGAAGCUGAAAAGUUCUCAGGGCUAUGAGCACCAUUUGAAAACAGUCCAUCAUAUUGUGCCCACAGUCCAUGCUAUACUGAAAUCUCCUGCCUUCAAGUGCAUAUACUGCUUUGGUGUUUAUUCUGAAAAGUCUACCCCAAAAACCAUUUCCAUUCAUGUCCAGAGAUGCCGCUGUGCCCCCAAGAGCAUCAAGGAUGCUGAGAAGUUCAGUCCAGGCUCAACUGGGCAUAUGAAUGGUGAUUUAAAAAACCCCAUCCAACAGACGGGGGGCUUACAGCAGCAGAGCGGAAAGAGAGAAGCAGCUGCAGAAAAGAAUCUCAUCAAGAGCAUCAGGGCAGGCAAGCCGAACUGGUCCGGUCCUUCAGUUAAACUGGUCCUGGACCCAGCAGGAAUGGAGAUGCGAUCCUAUGAAGAUAGGAAAGAGUUCCUCACCAAGUACUUUCACAGUAAGCCCUACCUGUCAAAAAUGGAGAUGCUCACACUUGCAGCCCAUCUGUGGUUGAACAAGUCUGAUGUACUUUCGCACUUCGGUACUAAGCGAAGCAGGUGCAUGAAAGCAAUCCAAAAGAGGAGGACCGUUGUACUGCUAGGCUUCAACAUGACUGAGGUGAAUAAAUUAAAACAUGAUUUGUAUAUUCCAGAGGUAGCAUCUGCUGUCUGAAGAAGCCAAUGAGAUACUGUAUUUAUAUUAGCAUGCUUAAGCUAGAAAUUUAGGUUCAUUUCAAAAUGGUUUGCGUUAGGGUUGUUAAACUCUAGUUCUGGAGGGCCACUUGAUGUUUUUUUUUCCAUGCUCUAGCACAUCUAAUUUAGGUCACAAAGAGCUUGAUGCCUAGAAUUGUACAUAGAAAGGAAAGUGCAGUGCUGUGGCCCUUUAGAGCUGGAAUUUCAUCUUUAACAUGUUCACAAUGUAAUUCUUUGUGUUUUGUCUUUAAAAUAAAAUGAGUGUGAUGGUGCAAUGUAUGAUAUCUUAACCAAGUUCAGAAGUUUGCGGCUCAAAAACAGUACAAUUAUUUUUUAUAGCUUUUCUGUAAAAACCACUGUAUAAAUUGAUGUACAUUUUUUAUUUCAAAGUAAUUUUUUGACGCAUAAUAUGCAUUUUGGCCAGUCUGCAAUGCAUUACGUUAUAUAAAAUAAUAUAGGUCUGCCACCAAGGACAAGUUAAAUGUACUACACUGUGUACUAAUUGAGAAUUGUUUUGCUUUUUAAUACCUGGUAAUGUUUUAUUAAAGCCUCUUUGGGAUAGGUUGUGUUCUAUUUUGAAGACAUUGUGUACUUUCCCUCCCCCAAGAGUAUAUGAGAGAUAUAAACCAAUUUUGUCAGAAAUAAAGAGGAUGGGGUCUAAUGAAUAAUGCUGUUUGUUAAGAUUAUAUAUUCUGUGUUGCUUUGUUUGUGUAUUUAUUUGUUAAGCUUUAUAAAAUAAUAAACUCUUA